Molecule: messenger RNA, 2247 nt
Organism: Monopterus albus (swamp eel)
Lineage: Eukaryota; Metazoa; Chordata; Actinopteri; Synbranchiformes; Synbranchidae
Gene: mul1
Product: mitochondrial E3 ubiquitin protein ligase 1
Exons: 5
Coding region: 211-1269 (352 amino acids)
Biological process (GO): organelle organization; protein ubiquitination
Cellular component (GO): mitochondrion
Molecular function (GO): ubiquitin-protein transferase activity
Source: RefSeq, a predicted model, not a curated record
CGAUCAAGCUGUUACUCGUCAUAAUGAUGUGUAACAUGACAGCUAAAAUAUCUUUUAAACGGCUGGUCGAAUCAUUUUAUUGUAGUUAGCUAAAGCAUAGCUAGCAAACUGCUAAUUCAAACACCUAUAGCUAGCUUAUACUGUAACGUUAAGGAAGUGUGUGACUGAGUUAACUUAAGCCAUGUAGCAGUCACUGCUACAGUUCACAGGAUGGACUCCAAUGGGAAACCCUCGGCCGCACAGAUCGUGGUGUUAGCCACCAGCUCGGCCCUGACUGCCAUCUUCUACUCUAUUUACAGGAGCAGAGCUACAACAGUUGCCAGAUUAAAGGAAGCAAAGAAAGUUUCCAUUGGCCAGGAUUUGAAAAACAUCCUGUCUGAAACCCCUGGAAGAUGUGUCCCAUAUGCCGUCAUAGAAGGUGUAGUGCGAGCUGUGAAGGAAACUCUGAGCAGUCAGUUUGUUGAGAACUGCAAAGGUGUCAUUGAAAGAUUGACACUGAAGGAGGAGAAGAUGGUGUGGAAUCGCACCACUCAUCUCUGGAACAACACAGAAAAAGUCAUCCACCAGCGCACCAACACAGUUCCAUUUGACCUCGGGUCUCAUAAUGAACAUAUCGCUGCCGCAGUUCGGGUUAUGCGUCCACUAGACGCUGCAGAGUUGGACCUGGAGACCAUCUACGAGAACUUCCACCCCACAGUCCAGUCUCUAUCCAGCGUUAUCGGCCACUUCAUCAGCGGGGAACGACCCAAGGGCAUCCAUGAAACUGAGGAGAUGCUGCGUUUGGGAGACAAUGUCACAGGUGUUGGGGAGCUGGUCCUGGAUAACAACCUGAUCAAACUCCAACCUCCCAAGCAGGGCUUCUCUUAUUUCCUCACGCGGCUGGACUACGAGUCUCUCCUGAGGAAGCAGGGAAACAGCGUCAGACUGUGGCGGAUCCUGACUCUGGUCUUUGGCGUCACUGCCUGUUCGAUGCUGAUAUACAUCCUGUGGAAACGAUACGUACACCACCAACGGAGCAAGAAGGAAAGGAGCAUGUUCCAAGAGUUCAAGGAACAGCAAAAGAAACGUAUGCGUGAACUCAACAUAGAGGAAAACAGCAUUCCCCCCACCAGCUGUACAGUGUGCCUGAGCCGGGAGCGCUGCUGUGUGUUUCUAGAGUGUGGUCACGUAUGUGCCUGCACUCAGUGCUACCAGGCCCUCCCCGAGCCAAAGAAGUGCCCCAUCUGCAGGGCAGUUAUAGACAGGGUGGUGCCCCUCUACAACAGCUAACGUGGGCAUCAGCAAAUACAGCAGGGUGUGGAAAUGGGAUAUAUUACACUGGAAGUCCUUUCAGCACUUUAGUCACAGUACUACAGCAAAUAUGUCAUUAAAAAGUCUUUCAGAGGGUUAUGUCUGUACUCUUGUUGCACUUUUUGUUUGUAUUCAUCCUGAUAAAUAGUUAUCUCUGUGCUGAAAUGUGAUAUAAUCACUUUUCCCAUCGGAUGUUUAAAUCAGAUUGAAAGCUGUAAUUCACCUUCAGAGAAAAUAGAAUUCUUUCUUCUGUCAUGAUAAAGAUAAUUAAAUUCCUUCUUUUGCCUUGAGGAGAAAAUAAGAUUUCUUUGUAGACACACAAAUGUUAAUCAGAAAACCGAGCUGUUUCCUGAUGCAGCUCGGUUUUAGAGGUGAAGAGCAUUUUGAAACCGUUUCUGCAAAUGUUCUUAAAUUUGUGCAUGUGUAUAAACACUCGCACCGCCGUAGGCUACGCAGUUAUCCUAUGGCGCUGUGUGGAUUCAACACAGAACCAUAAAUCAAGCUUAAUAUGAACUGAAAAGAUUAUUUUGAUAAAGUCACAAUCAUUGUAUUAAAAAGAAAGCUGUUGGAACAAGAUGGAGCUUUCUGCCAGGAGAGGGAGAUGUCUGCCUUAGAAGGAAAUCAGGAAUUGGAGCCAGAGGUAUAAAAUGUUAGAGAUGUGGUGCCAUAUGCUCCCACAGUGCAAGCUGUUGUUUGCAGCACCCUCUGUAUUUGUUGCUUCAGUUCAAACUGCCUUGCACAUUGAAAUAUUCAGAGGUGAAAUUUAUACGUGCUUGCUCAUGUAUAAAAUACGGUUACUGGGAGAUGGGACAGCCUGUUGGCAGGGCCUCUCCUAAUGCCCCACGGGGACGGAUGUAUGUCCAGUGUUGGCGGGCUUGUUAUGGGAGUGCUCAGUGUGUUCUGUUGUUGGUGUGUGUGUGAAUUAAAAAGUGGCUCAAGUGAGCACAGAAAAAGGCA